Clarias gariepinus (North African catfish) is the source of this 3589-nucleotide messenger RNA. It is a transcript of the gene fbxo46, whose product is annotated as F-box protein 46. The transcript has 2 exons. NCBI's taxonomy places the organism in Eukaryota, Metazoa, Chordata, Actinopteri, Siluriformes, Clariidae. The record is from RefSeq and is a predicted model, not a curated record. Gene Ontology annotation, biological process: intracellular signal transduction. Gene Ontology annotation, molecular function: protein binding. The coding region runs from base 686 to 2719 and encodes 677 amino acids.
CCCACCAAGAUAUCAUCACCAGAACCACUUAACUAAACAAACACACACCACAAACUACACUAUAUAAACACAUCGAACGCGUUUAAAAUCUGGAUUUUUGCGUUAAUCUCUCGGCGCGGUUUUACGCUAAGGUUGCGUUGGAGCUUCCAUAUAUGGGCAUGCCAUCAGCUCGCGCUUCCUAUUGGCUGCUCGAGACGUGCGGUUGCCUGUCAACAAGAUGGCCUUCCUCAAUCGCUUUUUCGCAGACAACGCAAGUGCAUUUGUUUUAGCACGACAACAGUGUUUUUUAAUUAUUCAGUUUACACCACUGUACUGAGUUGAGGCUCCACCAGGACCCUGUGGAAGAGAGAGAUAGAGAGAGGCGUUAUACUGCUUCACCCGCUCUCCAGCUACGCGUUAGCUCACAGGCUAUUGCUGGUGUUGAUGAUGUUGAGGUAGCAGACCUGUGACACUCCGGCCUUGUUUUUUUUUUUUUUUUAAGGUUAUUUUAAGAUAUAAUUUUUAUUCGACGUUAGUGGAUUGUUUUUUUUUUUUUCUUUCUGGGAGAGCUGCUGGUCGGAACCCAAAUACGUUGUUUAAAAGAUUGAAACCAUUUAUGGAGACUUCAGGCCAUGAAUUAUAAGAAUGAGUGGUGAAGAACAAAAUAACUGCCCUGUAUAGAGGCAGAUAUGCUCUCUAAGGGCUCAUGAUGAACCGCGACACCUUUUCCCACAUCCGACUGUGGUGCCCACGUCCCUUCGGCACCUACUCGCAGAACAAGCCGUACAGCAAUGGGACGAUUGGCAGCGGGACACCAUCUGCCCUGCGUAAAACCGACACUGCUGGCUGUCCCUCCAUAGACGAUAGUGGACUUGCUGAAGAGCAUAAUGAGGAUGUGGGGACUGAGAACACCCCUCCUGCGCCAUCAUCCAACCUCCUGCCACCCCCACCAGCUGCACCAUCGUCCCCUGCUUCACAGAUGGAAGAUGGCAGGGUUUUGCUCGACACGUGGUAUGUUAUUAAACCGGGCAACACCAAGGAGAAAAUUGCCUUUUUUGUGGCUCACCAGUGUACAGGAGCGGGCAUCCCGAGACCAAGUGCCAUGAAGGUGAAGGGAAAUUGGGGGACCGACUGCACCAAGGCUAAGCGCCGUCGCCGCUGCUCCUCGUAUGACCCUUCAACAAGAGCCCAGAAUGUGACCUCAGAGCUGCCGUCAGAGCCCAGCUGCCUGGAUGACGGUGUCGGAGUGAGUGAGACUGAUCUGCUGUCCGUAGCAGAGAUGGUGGCCCUUGUUGAGCAGCGCACAGCCAUGGCCUUGCAAGGCAUGGCAGCUCAAGGACAAAUAACCUCAAGCAACCAGCAGCAUACACUCCUCCACAAUCCUGUCUCAGAUUCUCCACCUGUUGUAUUCCUUUCAGAAUCCUCUUCUCCCUGUCCAACCUCAAAAAGUGACUUUGAAAGGCAUCAGCAGCAAGAAUCCAGGCGUGUUGCUCAGGCAGUAGCACGCUUCGAGUCUCAGCAGCAAAGUCUCGAGAGUACAAUUCUGCGGCCUCAGAUACAUAACUCUGGUAAAGACCGGGACUGUGCAGGUGAGACCGGGGCGAACGGCCAGAGCCACGGUCGAGGCGAAGUUAGAAUCGCGUUUCGGGUGUCUAGUCUGGAUCCUUGGUCGAAGUCUGAGCCCGAAGGUCGUCCCAGAUGCAUGUUUAUGAGCUGUGGGACCGGAUCAGGACAGGCAGCAACCAGGGCCAAAGAAAAGAUUACAUGUGACCUUUACCAACUGGUCAGUCCUUCUUCUCGAGACUCUAGCACAGUGCUGGCUGGCUCAUCAAAAUCGGAUUCUAUAGGUGAAGACAUCACUGAGAGGCCUCCCUCCACACCUACAGACCAUACCCAGGACCACUGCUCGGGAGAAAAAAAGGCAGUGGCCCAUGAACGGGUGACUGGCUUUCAUGUCGAAGUUGUAGUCACGGGAGCCGUUGACCAGUGCGUCUUCUAUGGCAAGGACAGCACAGAGAACGUACAAGAAGAGACUGUUUGCAUAGCCAUGCCUAGUGGGACUAACCGAUCUGACGUUUUAGAAGAACCUCCACCUGGACAGCUUUUCUUUCUCCAAAGCCAAUCAGCUGAAGAUGAAAGUGGCUCUGGGAUCUCCAGUGGAAUGUGCUCUUUGGAUCGUACAAAUAACAGCUGCUCGGUGGCGGGUGCCGUAGAGAGGCCGGCCAGCCCGAUCACCAACGCGGAAGACUGCACCGAUAAAUCUCUGUGCCGCCUCUACCGUCACGUCUCCCACGACUUCCUGGAGAUCCGUUUUCAGAUCCAGCGGCUUCUCGAGCCUCGGCAGUAUAUGCUCAUGCUUCCUGACCACAUCAUGGUGAACAUUUUCAGCUACUUACCCACCCGUGCUCUAGCAGCCUUGAAGUGCACCUGCCACGACUUCAAGGCCCUAAUCGAGACCUAUGGCGUGCGUGCCACAGACUCUCGCUGGAACCAGGACCCGCUGUAUCGCGACGACCCCUGCAAGCAGUGCAAGCGGCAGUACGAGCGGGGAGACGUCUCGCUUUGUCGUUGGCACCCCAAACCUUAUCACCACGACCUGCCUUACGGACGCUCGUACUGGAUGUGUUGUCGGCGCACAGACAAGGACACACCCGGCUGUAGAGUCGGACUGCACGACAACAACUGGGUACAGCCAUGCGACAUGGUUCAGGCCCGCGCCAAAAGAGAAGACGGGAGGUAAAGACAGGCGUUAGGGAGAUUCUGGGUUCCUUUCUUAUCCUCACUUUGCCUAAACCUCAUGAUGGUGUAAUAUUUAUGGUCAAGCCUGCCUCCCCUAUCUGAGCUUGCUAACCUUGCUACUAUUAUGUCAGUAUCAGUCCUUAGCAGCGCAGCAUACUUGAAUCUUACGGCCAUAAUACGCGGAGUGACGCUCAACAUGUGAAUACUGGCGCUGAUUAAAUGAGGUUAAUGUCUGCUGCAUGGGACUAAAUCUUUACACGUAUUUGUAAAACCGAUAAAAAAAAAAAAAAAACUUUCGGCUUGGCAGUGUCUUCUCAAAACCAGCACUGAAGCUGAUCCCAACCUGCAGGCUAGGCAUUGAUUUGACUUGUCUUGCUUAAGUCAUUAAAUGUAUUGAGGUUGGAUGUCAUGUUUUCUUUAUUGACCCCGGGGCAAAAAUGAUGUCACUUUACAAAUACCUGAUGUCACUUUGUAAUGAACAGAUCUACUGCUUAUGUUUUGCUCUUUUGUGAGUGUGAGUGAAUUUUUUUCCUUUUUUGUUUGGGGGGUUUAAUGUCGGCAAAAAAUAAGAUCAAUAUCAAAACAGAUGUUUCUUUUUUGACCCUGUUCCUCAGCCAUGCCCGUUGCACCAGCCAGGUUGCUGCUACCUGUCUUUACUUUCUGUUGGUGAAAGCAAAAAAAAAAAAGAAUCAGGUUUCAGCCUUAAUCCCAUUCUGUCUGCUUACUUCAUCUACAAUCUUUCAAACAGAAUCAAUUGUCGAUGCUGAUGCCCUUUUUUUUUUGGUUUUGGGAGACCGUUGUAGGUUUCACAGUCAGCUGAUGCUAUAGGGAACUUUUGCCUCUAAAGUAAAUAAAAGUUAUUUAAAACUGG